Messenger RNA from Thermothelomyces thermophilus ATCC 42464, 1569 nucleotides. RefSeq lists its product as uncharacterized. Gene Ontology annotation, cellular component: ribosome; cytosolic large ribosomal subunit. Lineage: Eukaryota; Fungi; Ascomycota; Sordariomycetes; Sordariales; Chaetomiaceae. Gene Ontology annotation, biological process: translation. The record is from RefSeq and is a predicted model, not a curated record. The coding region runs from base 222 to 1319 and encodes 365 amino acids. The transcript is spliced from 3 exons. Gene Ontology annotation, molecular function: RNA binding; structural constituent of ribosome.
CGAAUAUUGCAAAAUUUCAAUUGGAGCUUUUCGCUGGCCUCGACUUUUCGCAUCUUCAACAACCCGCCCAACGAUCAGGUAAGUCACGGCCGCUCCGAGAAGAGGACUCUUUGUUCUUGAAGCUCCGGCAGCUCUCGACGAAACCGCACAACGCAACGAAUCUCGGUCGCUGACUCUCCCGUCUGCUGUAGCCGAAAUACUUGUCCCGACACUUGGACAAGAUGGCCUCCCGCCCGACCGUUACCGUUUUCGGCGCCGAUGGCAAGGCCACCGGCGCCACUGAGGUCCUCCCCAAGGUCUUCAGCGCCCCCAUCCGCCCGGAUAUCGUCAAGCACGUCCACACCGGCAUGGCCAAGAACAAGAGGCAGCCGUACGCCGUCAGCGAGAAGGCCGGCCACCAGACCUCUGCCGAGUCGUGGGGCACUGGUCGCGCUGUUGCCCGUAUCCCCCGUGUCUCGGGCGGUGGUACUCACCGUGCCGGCCAGGCUGCUUUCGGUAACAUGUGCCGUUCCGGCCGCAUGUUCGCUCCUACCAAGAUCUGGCGCAAGUGGCACGUCAAGAUCAACCAGGGCCAGAAGCGCUUCGCUACUGCCUCCGCCCUUGCCGCCUCUGCUGUGGCUCCUCUCCUGUUCGCUCGCGGCCACCAGGUUUCGACCGUCCCCGAGGUUCCCCUGGUCGUCGACUCUGCCGCCGUCGCCGGUGACGCGCUCGCCAAGACCUCUGCCGCUCUCGCCCUCCUGAAGGCUGUCGGCGCCGGUCCCGACGUGGAGAAGGUCAAGGCCUCCAAGAAGCUCCGUGCGGGCAAGGGCAAGCUCAGGGGCCGCCGCCACCGCCAGCGCCGUGGCCCUCUGGUCGUCUACAGCCCGGAGACCGACGGCAAGGAGCUCGUCAAGGGCUUCCGCAACAUCCCCGGUGUCGAGACCUGCCCGGUUGAUGCCCUCAACCUCCUCCAGCUUGCCCCCGGUGGCCACCUCGGCCGCUUCAUCGUCUGGACCUCUGCUGCCAUCAAGCAGCUCGACUCGGUGUACGAGAGCAAGAAAGGCUUCUACCUGCCGCCCGGCAUCGUCACGCAGGCCGACCUCACCCGUCUCAUCAACAGCACUGAAAUCCAGAGCGUCCUCCGUGCCCCCAAGGGCGAGGCCCGCACUAAGCGCAGCGCCGUGCAGAAGAAGAACCCGCUGGUCAACAAGCAGAUCCAGCUCCGCCUCAACCCUUACGCGGCGACCUUCAAGAAGGAGAAGCUGGGUGAGCUCAAGGCUGAUGAGGGCAAGCCUAAGCCUACUCCGGCGGAGUUCAAGGAGCAGCUGCACGAGCUCUAAGCUGGGGUUAGGCAAAAGGGACGGAAUCGGGUGUGGGUACUUCUCGGCGUAAUGGAUUAGGCAUGUGUGCUCGCACAUGAAUGAAUUCUGAUACCGGACAUGCGGCAUUUUGCUUUGUGACAUGAUUGUGCAUUUUCAAACAAGCAGCAGAGCUCGAGAUGAAAUUGGAGUCUCGAGUGGCAGCAAGCCUAAGGCAACUACAAAGUUCCAUUCCCGGCGUUUGUUAAGUGUAUUGAUUUGUCUCCUGUCU